Diachasmimorpha longicaudata is the source of this 1737-nucleotide messenger RNA. RefSeq names its product thiol S-methyltransferase TMT1A-like. Gene Ontology annotation, molecular function: S-adenosylmethionine-dependent methyltransferase activity. NCBI's taxonomy places the organism in Eukaryota, Metazoa, Arthropoda, Insecta, Hymenoptera, Braconidae. The coding region runs from base 498 to 1295 and encodes 265 amino acids. The record is from RefSeq and is a predicted model, not a curated record. The transcript has 3 exons.
AUUUUAUUAUUUCCCGAUCCAUUAUUCAUUUAUUGGUGAAUUUAUUUCAUAAAAGAUGGAGAUACCGAACACAAUCACAUAUUUGAGAAGAAAAAUUUAACAGGACAAAUCACUUUCUUAAAUAUUUAUCAGGAGGAAUUUAACAUUCUACUUAGCAUACAUCAGUCGGACUGCAUUCAUUUUCAGUCGCGCUCCGGUUGUUUAUUGAUAAAUUUUAUUCAAUAACAGAUAGAACGCGGUUUGAAUUAAUAAUCGCUAUACAUUUCCGAGUUUUUCCGUCGUGAGAGUUCAAACUUCACUGAAAAAAGCUAUUUCUCACUGAGUUUAUCUUAUCGAGGGAGAUUGGAAGAAUAAUUUUAGUAUGUAUACCCCGGAGAAUUCAGCAUUCGAAUGACAGGAAUCAGUCACGCGAGACUUGUCAAUGUGCCCAGAUUUAUCUCCUUAUUUUUAUAGUCAUACUCACAAUGUGUGGUAGACAGUAAAAAAAUGUACCUAUCAUGGGGGCCGUUGAUCUUUUGAUAAAGGAAAUUAUCACUGUUUAUGGAUCUACUCUUUUGCUGACAGUGGUGAUUGUUUAUAUCGUCCAUUGGCAGUGGGCGAAAUUUGUUAAAAAUAUCUAUCGAUUGCACUUGAUGGGAUUCGAAGCCGAAUGUGCCGAAUUGGCUGUCAAUUAUAAAAAACGUCUCUUUGCUCCGCUCAAUGGAGCGAUCUCUAACGAUAAGAUUUUGCAAUCGGAGGGAGCUAUUAGAUUACUGGAAAUUGGGGUGAAAACAGGGGAGAAUAUUCAAUUCUACCCCGAUGGAACUCAUCUAAUCUGCGUGGACUGGAAUCGCAAGUUAGAGGACUACCUGAUGAAGAGCGAUCGUGCCUGGCAAUUUUCUCACGUCAAGUUCAAGAAGUUGAUACCCAGCGAUGGUCGAUCCCUAAAAGUAAUUCCGAGUAAUUGUGUGGAUGCUGUUGUCACCGUGAGAUCAUUGUGUGCGUGUUCGUCAGUGCGAGAGACACUGCGGGAGAUUCGAAGGGUCCUGGCACCGGGAGGAAAAUAUUUUUUCUUAGAGCACGUACCUGACAAAGAAGAGACUUUCACACGUUGGCUUCAGGAUUUCUUAACAAAAACCAAAAUCUACCCAUCACUAUUCGGCGAUUGCAGACUAGACUCAAAUCCCCUCUGCAACAUAAAGAGCACUGGUUUCUCGAAAGUUUCCUGGGAGUCGAUUGUCCUCAAAGGCUACGUUACUCAUCCAUAUCAUUUUUAUUUAUCCCGCAAUCACAUCAUGGGCAUUGCCACUAAAUAAUUGAAGGUAAAAAAAAUUAUAAAUACAUUUUUAUAAGUGAAGAAUCAGUUUACAAUAGUUUAAUGGCGGAAAAAUUGAAUUCAGAUACAUAUUUACAAUGACACUGCGCUCUGAAAUUACGGUCGGUUAAUUAUAGAAAUUAAUUUAAUUCCAUUUCAUUAAAAAGUCCAGCAAUUAAAAAAAAUUCGCCAUGAGUAAAAUAAAUUCCAAACAUGAAAUGACUAAACUGAGUUAAAAAGACGUUAUCGUCGACGAUAACAACUCCAUAAAAGUGAUUAUUUAUCAAAAAUGUCUGGUAGAUAAUUUCGCAAAGUUAAAUUUUGUUUUUCAAAAACUAAAUUUCAUUAUUUACGAAUUAGUAGAAAUUAUUUUUUUUCACAGUAAAUCAAUGUACAAAGUCGAAUGAAAACAUAACAGACACUAAAUAAAGCAAUAACAUUUU